This is a messenger RNA of Arachis duranensis, 1700 nucleotides long. Its product is annotated as wax ester synthase/diacylglycerol acyltransferase 4. The transcript is spliced from 5 exons. The record is from RefSeq and is a predicted model, not a curated record. Gene Ontology annotation, cellular component: plasma membrane. Bases 63 to 1472 code for a protein of 469 amino acids. Gene Ontology annotation, biological process: triglyceride biosynthetic process. NCBI's taxonomy places the organism in Eukaryota, Viridiplantae, Streptophyta, Magnoliopsida, Fabales, Fabaceae. Gene Ontology annotation, molecular function: long-chain-alcohol O-fatty-acyltransferase activity; diacylglycerol O-acyltransferase activity.
AAGCUUCAAAACAAAGUGGUACUCCAAUAUUAGUUUUGUAACACUUUAAAUAGUGGAGUAUCAUGGAGAACUUAGAAUUUUCAGAGCCAGUGAGUCCUAGUGGAAGAUACUUCAACACCACUUUGCUAUGUGCAUAUGUUUUUGGGUUCUUGGAAUCAGAAAUUCCAAUUGAUGACUCUCAAACUAUGUAUUUGUUCAAAGAUGUCUUUCUACCUAUCAAUCCACGCUUUUCCUCCAUAAUGGUGAGAGAUGAAGAUGGAGAAAUGAGGUGGAAAAAAGUGGAGGUGAAGGCAGAGGAGCACAUAAAAGUUCCCAUAUUCCCAAAAAAUGAGUCAUCACAAUUCUAUGAUGAAUACUUUGAUGAAUAUGUAUCAAGAAUAUUAAUGGAAAAAACCCCUCAAGAUAAACCACUAUGGGAAAUUCAUGUGAUCAAAUACCCAACAACAAGUGCUAAAGGCACCUUAAUAUUCAAACUCCACCAUGCUCUUGGAGAUGGUUACACCCUUGUAGGUGCUCUACUCUCUUGCCUUCAAAGAGCUGAUGACCCUUCUCUUCCCUUGACCUUUCCCUCGCGCCGGCCGAAUGAGUCGGCCGUGCGCGCCAAGAAGGGAUUCUUCAGGAGGAUCCCUUCGGCCGUAUUUUCGGUAUUUAACUCUAUCUCGGAUUUUGGAUGGAGUGUGGUGAAGAGCUCAAUGGUGGAAGAUGACAAGAGUCCUAUAAGGAGUGGAGAGGAAGGUGUUGAGAAUCAACCUUGUGUCUUAACAAACAUAUCAUUCUCUUUGGAUCAUAUUAAAAAGAUAAAGUCCAUGCUUGGUGUGACGCUGAACGAUGUGAUUACUGGGGCAAUUUUCUAUGGGAUUAGGCUAUACAUGGAAGAAAUGAACAGUGAGAAGGGAAGAAGAACAAAGUCAACAGGAUUGGUUUUACUUAGUACUAGGAACAUUGGAAGCUACCAAUCAAUUCAAGAAAUGAUGAAACCAAAUUCAAGAUCUCCAUGGGGGAAUCACAUUGCUUUCUUGCACGUUUCCAUCCCUAAGCUAACCCAAUCAAGCCUUUCCAAUCCCCUUCAAUUUGUUUGGAAAGCACAGAAGAUUAUCAAGAGGAAGAGAAAUUCUUUCACUGUUUUUCUCAUUGAGUGGCUUCUUGAUUUGGAGCUUAAACUAAGAGGACAUGAGGCAGUUGCAAAACAUAUUUAUGGGACACUAAAAAAUGCAAGUGUGGUAAUAUCGAACUUGAUUGGGCCAGUUGAACCUAUGGCGUUGGCAAAUCAUCCUUGUAAAGGCUUGUACUUUACAAUGACUGGUGGACCUGAGAGUAUCAAUAUUGCAAUUAUGAGCUAUACAAGAACAUUAAGGGUUACCUUAAAAACACAGAAAGGCUUCAUCGAUGAAAAGUUGUUCAAAUCAUGCAUGGUCAACGCUUUUGAAGCCAUAUCCAAAGCAGCAAUGGAGAUGCCUCGAAGCAAAGGUUAAACCUACCUACCAAGGAGGGAAACAAAGCUAAGAAGCCUUAAAUCGUUUGGGACUUUUCUUUUAUUAACUAUAAUUGCAACAAUCAAAAGAUAUCCAAAUUAAUGUUCAAUUUCAAUUAUGUUAGCUAAUAUAUGUCGUUAAGACGUAUUUUUAUAUUUUUCAUAGGACCUAAAUAUAUUUUUUUAUAUGACACAAAAUUAUAAAAUCAAAUAUAAUUUAGUAGUUAAA